This is a messenger RNA of Aspergillus ochraceoroseus IBT 24754, 819 nucleotides long. RefSeq lists its product as uncharacterized. Bases 215 to 673 code for a protein of 152 amino acids. NCBI's taxonomy places the organism in Eukaryota, Fungi, Ascomycota, Eurotiomycetes, Eurotiales, Aspergillaceae. The transcript has a single exon. The record is from RefSeq and is a predicted model, not a curated record.
GUUACAUUGUCACGUGUGAACGCGUUGUGGAGAUGCUUCUUGGGCUAUUCCCUAUAUAGACUAGCGCGAUCUCCGGACUCGAUCUGACUGUGCGUGAUAUCUGAAACCGGCAGGCGGUGAGUCUGGUUACCGGGAAACGGGCUGCGUAAACAAAAGGCCGUUGGCGUUGGCCCAGCCUCCCGAUAUAGUUCUUCUGCUCGUUGUAUGGAGACAGAUGGCCCAGCCACCCAACUAUCAUCACCAUCCCACUUUUCAUCCAGAGGUGGUGACGCUCGCUCGCUUUGCAAAUUCGGUGGCAGGAAGCCGCAUAUUGCCUUUAGGCUGCAAGAGUGGAUUUGGUCCAGAUACGAUCUCUCACUUUCCCCUUCUCUCCCUCUCUCUCUACCUUCUCCAUCCCAUUAUACCCCUCUUGACAAUUCCCCAUUCUCGCUCGCUAUCACCACCCCUGGUUCCCAAUCCUGGGGUUGUGGGCGACAGAUUUAGAAAUUUUUCUUUUUUUUUAACCUCUGACAAACUUGGUGCAUUCUCAGGUUUUCCGUCCCGUCUCAUAGCUGGCGUACAUUCCUUCCAUCGUUAUUCUCGACACUUGACCCUCGCAUUCCAAACACACGAUUGCUGCAUUCUUUUGCGUGGACCGACAAGUUUGAUCCGUCUGGCUACUAGCACUCGGUAGUUGCCAUCUGAGGUUGACGUGGGCUGGACUUGUUUACCCCAGUCGCAACGCAGUGGGCAUAUAUAGGUGCUAGACAAGGCGCGCAAGGCGACAGCUACUCCUUCUCGGAGGUCCGAGAAGUGAGUGCACUAUUUGAAGUGAAGGAU